AUGUCUUCGGCGAACCUCCCGGUGAUCGUUAUCGUUCCAGGUGCCUUCGGCACACCUCAAGGCUUCGAUAAAGUGCUACCGUAUCUGACCAAAGCCGGAUACGCAACACACCCAGGAUCAUACCCUAGUUGCAAUCCCUCUGAUCCGGCCAACGUGUCCUCUACUCAGGAUAUCGCUUUCUUGCGCGACAACGUAUUACUCCCUCUUUUGAACGAACAGGGUAAAGAUAUUGUCAUCAUCGCACACUCAUACGGGGGUGUUGUUGCAGGUGGCGCAGCAAAAGAACUUGCGAAGGAGACCAGAAGAGCCCAAGGUCAAACUACUGGCGUAAUCGGCCUUAUUUACGUGGCGGGCAACAUUACACUUGAUGGAGAAUCUCUCUUCAAUGCUGUAGGCGGCGCUUACCCUCCUUUUAUCAAAGUCGACAAGCCAUCUCAGGGGCUUGCUGUCAUCGAGCCGGCGAUGGAAAUUCUGUACAAUGACUGCGACCGUGCCCUUGAGUCAGAAUUGGAUAAGCUAAUGCAGCCACACGCACUCCGAGCUUUUGAAACACCCGCGACUGCCCCAGCCUGGGCGGAGAGUGCGUUUGAUGGUAGGAGGGCGUAUGUGCGUACACUGGACGACUGUUGUAACCCUUCAUCAUUGCAGGAUAUGUGGCUGGAGAAAUCCAAGGUCGAAUGGGAAGUUGUGGACUUUAAGACCGGACACAUGCCAUUCGUGAGCCAGCCUCAGGCUCUGGGGGAGCAGAUUACCAAGUUCAUUGAUGGCUUUAUUGCAAAGUAA
Molecule: messenger RNA, 783 nt
Organism: Aspergillus affinis
Lineage: Eukaryota; Fungi; Ascomycota; Eurotiomycetes; Eurotiales; Aspergillaceae
Product: alpha/beta hydrolase
Exons: 2
Coding region: 1-783 (260 amino acids)
Source: RefSeq, a predicted model, not a curated record